Centrocercus urophasianus (Greater sage-grouse) is the source of this 861-nucleotide messenger RNA. RefSeq names its product olfactory receptor 14A16-like. Gene Ontology annotation, biological process: G protein-coupled receptor signaling pathway. Gene Ontology annotation, molecular function: olfactory receptor activity; G protein-coupled receptor activity. The coding region runs from base 1 to 861 and encodes 286 amino acids. The record is from RefSeq and is a predicted model, not a curated record. Gene Ontology annotation, cellular component: membrane. The transcript has a single exon. NCBI's taxonomy places the organism in Eukaryota, Metazoa, Chordata, Aves, Galliformes, Phasianidae.
AUGUCCAACAUCAGCGAGUUCCUCCUCCUGGCGCUGGCAGACACGCGGCAGCUGCAGCUCCUGCACUUCUGGCUCUUGCUGGGCAUCUACCUGGCCGCCCUCCUGGGCAACGGCCUCAUCAGCACAGCCGCAGCCUGCCACCACCGCCUGCACACCCCCAUGUACUUCUUCCUCCUCAACCUUGCCCUCCUCGACCUGGGCUGCAUCUCCACCACUGUCCCCAAAGUCAUGGCCAAUGUCCUCUGGGACACCAGGGCCAUUUCCUAUGCAGAAUGCACUGCACAGGUCUUUUUCUUUCUGGUUUUAUUUUCAGUGGAGUAUUCCACUCUCACCAUCAUGUCCUAUGACUGCUACAUUGCCAUCUGGAAGCCCCUGCACUACGUGAGCCUCCUGGGUGGCAGAGCUUGUGCCAACAUGGCAGCAGCUGCCUGGGGCACUGAGCUUCUCCAUGCUCUGCUGCACACUGCCAGUAUGUUUUCACUGCCACUCUGCCAUGGCAAUGCUGUGGAUCAGUUCUGUGAAAUCCCCCAUCUCCUCAAGCUCUCCUGCUCAAACUCCUAUCUCAGAGAAAUUGGGCUUAUUGCGCUUAGUGUCUGUUUAGGCUUUGGAUGUUUUAUCUUCAUUAUAAUUUCCUAUGUACAGAUUUUUAGGGCCGUGCUGAAGAUGCCCUCUGAGCAGGGACGACACAAAGCCUUUUCCACGUGCCUCCCUCACCUGGCUGUGCUCUCCAUUUUUCUCAGCACUGAUUUUUUGGCCUACCUGAAGCCCCUUUCCCUCUUCCCUUCAUCCCUGGAUGUAGUGAUAUCAUUUCUGUACUCAGUGUUGUCCCCAGCAGUGAAUCCCCUCAUCUCCACAGCAUGA